GGCCUUGUCUUGGAUCUUAUGUAUUUGUGACUGCAAAUUGGAGAAAAGUACCUGGAUACACGGUAAAUGUUGAGUGCUAUCUGGAUUUGAAUGCUUGAGUUUUCGAUAACUUGCUAUCGAUUUUUGCUACCUUGUCGCAAUUCUCUUGUUCAGCAAUUACUCAAUCCUUCCAAACGAUCUGUUCUCAGCACGUGUUUGAUGCCAAGCAGAUUGCUGAAUAAACAAAUACUGUCCGCGCCACAUUGGAAGAUAACGAUUUCGGGUCCUCGGGAAGCUUUACCGAACGAAGGUGUACGUUGUUCUUUGAUAUUUGCAGUCAUAUACCUUCUCCUCAAUAAGUAUCUGUUGGGUUAGAUCCAGGUACGCGGAAUCCUGCGAAAGAAAUAUGAUGUCAAUCACUCGCUGCACUGUACCUCCUUCCUCAUUCUUCAUCCGAAGUUCAUAUCCAACCGGCAGAACCCCGACGCUGUGCCACCACAAUUUACCAAACAGAACAGAAUCAAAGACGGCUCGUCAACGUGCAAUGCAGCGUCGUCAUGUUAAUCCCGGUUCUCCUGAGAGCUUUGGCCUCUUUGGAUAUCUGCGUGAUUCGCUGAUUCAUCUCGGGAGAUGCAGCCUGCCGAAAGUCGAUAUUCGAAGUUCGGUAGUGCAUGUCAGCAGGAUGUGAUACGAAGAAUUGCCAAGAGGUGAAGAUUACUGAGUGAUUCAGGGGUCCUGGGAAUCUUUCUAUCUUCUUCGAUUGCAUUAUCUUCAUAGUUCCUUUUAUGCCUGUUUCCAAGCUGCAGGGCAGGUCAUUUAUCUUUUAACUUUUCGAUCACAGCCUUCUGCGUAACAGUCUUGCUAUAAAGUCGUUUUUUUCCCUUUUUCGCCAGCUAUUGAAAACUUAUUCCAGCCAAGGCUGCAGCGGGUUUUAGAGAAGAGAUGAUUGACCGAGAAACCGUUCUACCUUCCAAGUUUGGAUGAGUCUGAUGGUAUGCUGACAAGCUUUCUGCUUAUCUUUUAUCGAUCCUACAACUUUUCGAUCAUCAAUUCAACAUCUCAACAUUUCUCAGCGCAGGGGUCUGAUAUUGCCAUGAAUUCCAAGGACAGGAAUUGGAAGGUGGGACGAAACUGGCUGCACAGAUGAGGAGAGGUCUCGAAGCUUCCCGUAUUUGGUUCGUCUUGCAGACCGACCUUGAUCGCAGGUCAGGGCUCUUGUAAUCGCAACUUCAAAAUUCAAUCGUAUUGUGGGCAUUACCACUGUUGAGUUCCCCUAUUCUCGAUUUGCUAUGAGCGACUCCUUUCACUCAUGGGUAGGGAGUCAUGUCCUGAUCUGGCUCACGAGAUACGAACCAUGCGUUUGAUUGCGGUUGUACAAUGUCUUCUUCUGGUUUGCGAGCCAGGACAGCCUCGAACAGCCUUCCACUAUCAACUUAGCUCUCAUGUCCUAUCAAGUUUGCCGUAAUCUGAGAGCAUCUAUAAAUCGAGGGUAAAACCACAAUGAAGUUCUGGAAGUCUUGUUAGGCAAGGCGUCAAGACAGCAAUGGCUUUCUCCGUUCUCAGCCUCGUGGCUCUAACUUCAAUUGUCUCGGCAGCCACCGUCUCAGAGAUUCCCAUUCCAACCGCUACUCCAGGAGCAUAUCCUUUCAACAAACAACCUGGCCAGUCUUCAUUUAUCAUUGAACUCAAGAAAGACAGUUCUCUUCGCAAGCGCUCACAUGAUGAGUUCCACAAGCGCGCCACGGACUUGAACAUCGACUAUUCUGUCCAGCGAGAAUUCACCGAUGCCGGAUUAUUCUACGGACUCUCCAUCAAAUUGACUGGGAACAGCACACUCGAUGAAGUCAACAGCACCUUGAGCUCCAUCCCUGAAGUCGUAGCUGUCUACCCGAACCGUCGGGUUGCUAAACCAACUCCCGUCCAAACUCAGGGAAAUCUCACCUGGACGGAGUUCAAGGUCGAUGGCGCUCUCAACCAGACAUGGAUUCCAAUCGAUGCAAAUCCGGAGCUUCCUCACAUAACGGGCACAAUGGAUACUACCAGUGCUUUGAAAAUGGCUGAUGUUGAUAAACUUCAUGCUCUUGGGAUCAAAGGCAAGGGAAUGAAGAUUGCGUUUGUGGAUACAGGUAUUGACUACACUCAUCCGUCACUUGGACGAGGCUUUGGUCCCGGGAAAAAGGUUGCUGGUGGAUUUGGAUUUGUUCAGGAUGAUUGGGACGGACGAAGCGAGCCGAUCUCGAGUCCAACGCCCCUUACCACUUGUUAUUCAGGAGGGCAUGGUACUCACGUUGCUGGAAUUGCCGGAAUGGUCGAUCCUCCUAAUAUUGGGUUUGGGAUGGUCGGGGUCGCACCAGAAGCCUCUCUCUAUAUGUACAGAGUCUUCAGCUGUGUCUACGACUACACUGCCGAUGACAUUAUCAUGGCCGCCAUGAUCCAAGCUGCAAACGAUGGCGUCGAUGUGAUCAGCAUGUCUUUAGGCUCUCUCAAUCCAUUCCAAGGAGCAACUCCCUACACGAGUCUCGUAAACUCCAUCACGAGUCGAGGCAUCGCUGUUGUAGCUGCCAAUGGAAAUGAUGGGCGCAUUGGCACUUAUGGACUGUCUACUCCAGCCAGUGUAGGAACUGCACUUGCCGUGGGCUCAGUCACGAACGAGAAAUUUCCUUCCGCCUAUACAGCAGCAGGCUCAGAUGGCAGUGCUUACGAGUAUUUUUCUGUCUGGCCCCUGAUCCUUCCAUCGGCUCUGACUGUCUACUCUCAUGGUGUUCUAUGCACUCAAUCGGCAUGGGCCAACACAGCCGCAGCGUACAACAAAGAUCCAGACAACAUCAUUGUCAUCGCAGGUGUCACUCGAAGCUGUCCUCUGUCGUCUCAGAUGAGUGGAGCAGCAUACUUCGGCAUCAAAUAUCUCCUCGCUUACAACAUCGAUCAAGAUCCAGUCAGCCAAGACGCUGAGCUUCAAAUUCCUUUCGAGGUAACAACUUUGGUUGUGGAUCCUAGAACUGGUGCGAGUAUCCUUCGGAAGGUCAAGCCUGGAAGUACUUAUAAGAUGAGCUUUACCGACCCGAAAGUCAAAAGCGAGAGGUUGACAACGGGUGGCAUGAUGAGUAACUUCUCUUCAUUUGGUCCAAGUUGGGAUACGGUUGCUUUGAAACCACAACUGAGUGCUCCCGGUGGGAAGAUCCUGUCGACUUGGCCAUUAGGUCCGUACGGUGGCUAUGCAAUUAUCUCGGGAACAUCCAUGGCGACUCCUUUCGUCGCGGCUUGCUACGCGCUUGUACGAUCUCAAAAUCUUGGUCUUUCAGUCGAGCAAGUCAUCAAUCGUAUGCAGGCGACUUCUGAACCGAUGCCUUAUGUCUACGAUCAUUCGUUCCCGUCCACGGUCGCUGAUCAAGGAGCUGGGAUGGUCAAUCCGUACAAAGCUAUCAUGUACAAAACAACCAUCUCGCCAUCACAGCUUGAGCUAAAGGACCUUUAUAUCUACGAGAACGCUCCACAGACCAUCCGGAUUGACAAUGCAUCGCCAAAAGCAAAGACGUAUACCAUCAAACACCAAGGAGCUGGAUAUGCCGAGUUCUAUCCCUAUCCAGACCUUCUCGAAUCAGCUUCAGGAAACGCCUACGGCCAACCUCAAUAUCCCAUCUACGGCUCCGCUUCAUUCGACGUGACCAGCAUCACCAUCCCCGCAGGCGGAUCCUACAACCUCGCCGUGACGUUCGCCCCACCAAAACUCACACCCGCCCAAAUCCAACAAGUCCCCGUCUUCUCCGGCUUCAUCCAAAUCUCCACCAGCGGCGAAGACUUCUCCAUCCCCUACCUCGGCCUCCCCUACGACAAACGCACCACGCCCGCCAUCGACCUCCGCAACAUCACCAUCUCCGCCGGCUCGGAAACCUACCAGUGCGCACAGCCUUGCGUGUUCAACUACCCGGGCCUCUACGACGACGAUGCCACAUGGAAAGUCAAGAUCAACACGCAAUUUGAGACGUUCAACUUGUCUAAAUGGGAGUUUCCCAAUAUCUAUGUUAAUCUUCUGACUGGUGGUGCGGAUUUCGAGGUCCAUGUUUUGCAGGGGAAUACGACUUUUGUGCCGACGCAUUAUGGGUUCGAUCCGAAAGCUGAGAACGGGAAGAAUUAUACGUAUAUGGAUCCGGGGAUUGUGCCGCGUGAUACGUUCAGGGGCGUGCCGAGUUAUGGGUGGGUGCCUGAUAGGUCGCAGUUCAACAAUGCUGGGCCGUCGGAGACGAAGUAUAAUUUCUUGCCGUUCACGACGAGUGUUACGCUUUUGUGGGGUGCGGUAUAUUACCAUGAAUAUGAUGGGGAGCAUUGGGGAGAGUAUUUGCCGCCGGGAGAUUAUCGGAUUCUGAUCUCGAUGUUGAAACCGGGUAUUGCGGAGUGGCAUGAGGAUGGCUGGGAGCAUUGGCUGAGUCCUUUAAUCAGACUUGAGGGUAACUGGGCUAAUACGUGAGGUUGAUUGGGAUGGUGUGCAGUGAGAAUGAUUCAAUUCAACUCUUCAUACUUCUGACGAGACGAGACAUUCUUUUCGAUUUGGACUUAGGUUGAUAGAGGGUUGGAGUCAGCUAGCAGUUACAAAAAUUUAAGUAGAUAGCACGGGAGCCUCAUAUCGAGAUUUCCUCUCAUAAGAUAAUUGCUGGGAC
Messenger RNA from Cadophora gregata, 4634 nucleotides. RefSeq lists its product as uncharacterized. The record is from RefSeq and is a predicted model, not a curated record. The transcript is spliced from 5 exons. Gene Ontology annotation, cellular component: cytosol; cell wall; membrane. Gene Ontology annotation, molecular function: serine-type endopeptidase activity; tripeptidyl-peptidase activity. Lineage: Eukaryota; Fungi; Ascomycota; Leotiomycetes; Helotiales; Ploettnerulaceae. Gene Ontology annotation, biological process: proteolysis. Bases 1523 to 4444 code for a protein of 973 amino acids.